AUGAGACUUCGAGUACGAUCAAGUUCUGGAAACGACAUUAUAAACCUAGAUAAUGACUCCGUGGAUGUUGCAGGGUUGUUGAGGGCCAUCAAGAAGUCAGAAAAACUUAAUUUUUCCCCACAAAAUGAUGUAGUUUCGAUCAAACAAGGUUUCCCUCCGAAACUGGUGGAUCACACCAACCAUGACUUGUCGCUCGAAAAGGCUGGUAUAAAGAACGGCGACCUGUUGCUCGUUAGUUUUGGUACCACAAAGGAAUCUGGGGCAAAAAUCACGAACGAACCUAUGGCAAAAAUGGACACGAAUUCAAGUUCUGUUGGCACUGCCUCCACCUCCAGUUUUCAGUCGGAAACAAUUCCGUCGGUAUUUUUGUCGCCAGAGCAUCUCAUACUACGCAACAUUCCUGACGACAACUCUUGUAUGUUCAAUGCAUUGGCUUAUUGCAUUUAUGGACCUGAUUCCUAUAAACCCAAUGGCACUUGUCCUCCGUCAAAAUUACGAAAAAUCAUUGCUGCCGCAUUAACUGCUGACCCAUUUCAGUACGAUGAACUAGUACUAGGCCGUCCCGUCGAGAAAUACAUCGAAUGGAUCCAAACUAAAAAUGCUUGGGGUGGAGCCAUCGAACUAGGCAUUCUUGCUAAACAUUUUCAAAUAAGGAUCAAUUGCAUAGAUAUUGAACUGGGCAGUAUCAUUCGGUUCCAGGAUGAAUCUGACGGAGCGUUGAAGGCUGAGUGUUCGAUUUACUUAGUUUACCUGGGUGUGCACUAUGACGUUAUUGCUUUGAACAAAGUGCUUAGUCUGCAACAUCGACCCGAUGAUGUUUGCAAAUUUGCAAUUGACUCUCCAGUAGAGCAAAAGGUCGAAACUGGAGUUCAUGAGUUGUGUAAGAAGCUCCAAACUCAAAAUUACACCACCAAUACGACAACUUUUAGAGUGCGAUGUUUGGAAUGUUAUAAGAUUCUGGUGGGUGAAACCGGUGCUUCUCGGCACGCCAACGAGACUGGUCAUUAUCUGUUCGGGGAGGUCGAUAAAUAG
Molecule: messenger RNA, 1032 nt
Organism: Meyerozyma guilliermondii ATCC 6260
Lineage: Eukaryota; Fungi; Ascomycota; Pichiomycetes; Serinales; Debaryomycetaceae
Product: ubiquitin-specific protease
Exons: 1
Coding region: 1-1032 (343 amino acids)
Biological process (GO): protein deubiquitination; endoplasmic reticulum unfolded protein response
Cellular component (GO): nucleus; cytosol
Molecular function (GO): cysteine-type deubiquitinase activity
Source: RefSeq, a predicted model, not a curated record